Biomphalaria glabrata is the source of this 3560-nucleotide messenger RNA. Its product is annotated as DNA replication factor Cdt1-like. Lineage: Eukaryota; Metazoa; Mollusca; Gastropoda; Planorbidae. The transcript has 11 exons. The coding region runs from base 33 to 2183 and encodes 716 amino acids. Gene Ontology annotation, molecular function: DNA binding; DNA polymerase binding. Gene Ontology annotation, biological process: mitotic cell cycle; DNA replication preinitiation complex assembly; DNA replication checkpoint signaling. The record is from RefSeq and is a predicted model, not a curated record. Gene Ontology annotation, cellular component: nucleus.
UUCCGUGCCAUGGCGGGAAGUUGUUGUAUUGUAUGUAUGUGAGUAAAAUGGCUCAAACUUGCAUAGAUUCCUUUUUUGCUAAGAAGAAAAAAAAUGUGCCCAGUCAUCCGUCAAAAAGGCGAAAAAUUGAAUUGAUGGGGACAGAUAAUGAUAAGUGCUCCAAAUCAACAGCUGAUCUAGAUCUAGAUACUAAGCAUGGGAAAUCUAGAUCUAUUACAAUCAAGCCAGCUGCAGAUCCAGAUGUCACUGAAGACAGUGAAGUGACUGAUGACAACACUAGAUCUAAGUCUAGAUCUAGGUCUAGAUCUAAUGUAUUGACUAUUACAUCUAAAUCUAGUACUAUAACCGAUAAGAUUACAUCUGUUUGGGAUGAUCAAGUUGACAAUGCAUAUAUUACACCAAGAAAGCGACCACUGCCUGAUGUAGAAUUAAAUAAUGAACAUGGACAUGAAAAUAUCAUGACAAGAAAAAAAAAAACACUAGUUAAAACUAAAAGACUAACAUCUGAUAAUCAUCCUGCCAAGACGAUUCAUGUUGAUGCAUUUUUUUCAGCUAAAAAGAAGUUGGAACUCGUUGAGAAAGAAGUACAAGUAGAUACAGAACAAAAGGAUGAAAGUGAUCAAGAAGUGGCUGAGACACUGUCUUCCGAGAAAAAAGAAUUGGUAAACUUAAUCUCAGUCAUCCCAACCCCGAUGGAUAAAGUGUCCCCAUUGCCCCCAUCCCCCGUUGAAGAUCUUCAAGAAAAGAGUCAGCUUGAGACAAUCACUUCUGACAAUCUCAAGGGAGAUAACCCGCCAGCAACAACCACACCCAAAGAUUUGCCUAAGAGAAACAACUGUCCUUUGAAGCUCUCAAAAAUGAAAUCAGAAGCCAUAAAAAAUAAGCUGAAACAAAGUGGUCAAAUGUCACAAUUAAAGGGAAAAUUGGAGGAAUUGAAAAGUUUAAUUGACAAAAAUAAAACAGUUGUCUCGCAAGCUGUCAGCCAUGAUGUGGAAGUGGAGGCACAAGACAUGAAACCCGAACGAACCAGCACAUUGCCAGCCUACCAGAGAUUUGAGUAUCUAACGGAGCCUGGCACUCCCACGCUGACCCUCCCUUACACAUACAAAACCCUCGAAGGAGUGCAUCAGUCAGUGGAACAGGUUGUUAGCAUGUUGCACAACCGCUCAGAGAUCUGUACAUUUAGCAAGCUACAAACAGCUGUACAAAACAUCACUAGGAAAAACUUUGAGAUGAAGGCCUUGGGCCAGAUUAAAACAAUUGUACCUGAUGAUUACAUUUAUAGACAAGAGAAAAACAUUCCUCAAUAUGGGAUGCAACUCUCAUCAAAUUAUCAACUUACUGUGGAACCAAAUCUGCAAGUUGAAGAUUCUACGGGUCCACUCACUGCUGAAGGAAAACCAAUGUUUUCUGCCUCACUGUUAUUAAAGCGUCAAAACGUAUUUAAAAAAAGACUGCUUGCUUAUUUGAAAGAACAUCACAAGAAAUUUUUGGCCUCUCUCAAAAUCCCGUUGAACGUUCCAGACGAUAAAAUAACUCGCUGGCAUCCGUUGUUUCAACUUGACAAAGUGCCAGAGGUGAUCCCUGCUGAACUGCCCAAACCUCCUGAAGUCAAAGUCUACCAUUCGGCUAAAGAUGUCUUAGAGAAACAGAGAGGAAGACUAAAUCCUUUGGUGGAAAAAGCUUUGUCAAAAGUUGUUGCUGAUAGUGAAAAAGAAGGUACCACCAAGAGUCAAACUAACAAUGUAGAAUGUUCUGCUUCCACAUCCAGUAACCAGACUACUGCCACAAUGAAAGGCAUUCCUCCAGCUUUGCUUGCCAAGAUUCGAGCCAAGGAAGCUCAGAGGAUGGAGGAAGCUCUUACCAGAAAGCCAGAAGAAGAUACAAAAAUUAAAAUCAUGAACAAAUUACCAGAAAUCAUUAGAACUCUCAGAGCCUUAUUUGUGACAGAAAAAAAAAUGGCUCUACCUUUGGACCAAGUCUACAAGAAAAUAGAAGAAAAUUAUAAAUAUGGCAUGUCCCUAAAAGAUGUUGAGAAUCAUAUGAACAUGCUAAAAGAACUGGCCCCAGAACUUGUAUCCGUCGUCGAGAUCAAGUGCGGGAAAUACAUGAAGUUGGAUAAGAAUGUGGAUGUCCAGGCCGUCAUAAGUAAAAUUUUAAACUUGAGCAAAGCCCAAUGUUAAGAUAUAUUUUUAAAUGAUUGUGACUUUGACAUUAUUUGAUGACAAAGACAGAAUUUUAUAAUUGUAUUUUUUUUUUUUGUUUUUGAUACAGAAUUCAUAUAAAAAUCCAGAAAAUUUUUAAAGCUUGGAUAGCUAGUUUUUAGAAAUGCUUUUUAUUUACGCUUUCAAUUUCAAAAUGAUUGAAUUUUUAGAAGUGUGGUAAGUUUUUAAUUAUUUUUUCUUUAUUUACAACAAUUGAUAUCAAAGUGAACAAAUUCUUAAAUGUUGUACGGGUAUGUAACAGAAAGAUAUAUAUACUUUUUUACUUCCUUUAAUCUAUGCAGCAUGUAAAGUUUCAAGUUUUGUCUUUCUCAGGGUUACCAUAAUUAAGUAUUCUUGUGUUGUCAGACUUCAGAUGUAGUUAAUGUCAAUAGUAGGCAAGUUGACACACUGGACUAAUUGUUUCUUUUUAAAAAGUUAGAUGUGACUAAAAGCCGACUAGAUUUUUAUAGCCAUAAGAAAUGCUGCACACUAGAGUUACUAUCCUCCAGUCUUAUCCAAAUGUUAGUAAUGAGAAACUGUGGGGCACACUUGACUUAGUCAAAAUGUUUACUAAAAAAGUAUAAGCCUUUCCAUUGUUUAGAAAUAAUAUAUAUAUGUCAGUGUUGACCUGUUUAGAAAUAAUAUAUAUAUGUCAGUGUUGACCAUCUCUCUAAAUUCCUCUUUGUCAUUUGUCAGGAUGAGAAUCUCUCUUCCAUUGACUGGCCAGUCCAUUUUUUUUAACAAGUCUUCCCAUUGCUUCUUUUGUCUGCCUCUUCUUCUUUUUCCCUGAUACUGUUCCCUGUAGAAAGAUCCUAGUGAGCCCCAGUGGAUCUCACAAUAUGGCCCUCUCCCUUUCAAGCUGACAAUACUGUAAAGGAUUGAACAGUAUCAUUGGAACAAACUUAGUAACAGAUCUAUAUAUACAAUCAUUCAAACACCAAACUAUUUUCAAACAUUUUAAUAAUAUCAAACAAGUCAUUCAAUAAUGAGAUGCUAUAUACAUAUCAAUGGUUACAUAUUUCAAAUUCAACCACAGCUUGGCUAGAGUUUAUCAGGCUGUACAAGUAUAAUGUUAAUCAAUGUGUGUAUGUCUGUUAAUUAGUUUGGCAAAGUGCAAUGGAACCACCUUGUUAGUGUCAUCAUUUUAUCAUUUAUCGUACUAGUUCCACAGCUUUUUCAUUUUGGAUAUUCUCUGCCCAACGUUUCAUGCUUUGGUUUAAAAAUAUUUUUUUUCAUGUCAGAUAAAGAUGUUUGUUGUCAUUUUUAGAAAAAUUUAUCAACAGUACCUGAUCCAUCAUACUUAUACUUAGUGUACUUAUUUUUGAUAAUAAAAAUGUUUUUGGAUUUUGGAAUAAA